AUGGAAGACAACAACAUUGAGCCGACACUACGGCUGCUCGAGAAGGGAGAUGCUUCGAUAAGUGCACAUUUGCAACUCGUACGAACGACGAAUUGGCAACACUACUCGGUCGGGCCCAUGUCAUCCUGGCCUCGAGAGAUAGCCACCGUCCUCUACCUGGUCAUGACCGCAUCCCGACCACAAUGCUUGGUACUUGGAGAAGAAAAUCUUUUACUUUACAACCAGGCUUACGGCAAAAUGGUUCGAGAUCUUCAUCCCAAAAUCUUUGGCCAACCAUUGGACAGUGUGAAGGAAUGGCAGAAUCACGGAGCUCAAAUGGCUGCACACAGACAAGGCGCUGCGACCUCGCAACUCACCUACGCCUACCCCUCCUUUGUCAUACCAAUGUUGAAUCAAGGCAAACUAGAGAAUGUUCACCUCCGGCUCGACAUUACAACAUUACCACCACCCAUGAAGGGGUUUCAUUUGUGCUUUGAAGACACUACGGAUCAUGACUUGCGCGAGAGGAGGCGUUCGACCGUGCGUGAAUUGUCUAAAAUCUGGAGUACAGCAAGUGAUCUACCUUCGUUAUGGCAACUCAUACUACAAAGCCUUUCUGGACAUCCCGAAGAUUUUCCUCUAGCAGCGAUAUACUCUACUAGGACAUCAAAAGCCUCUUGCUGUUUACAGAAAGAAGAUUCGGAUACAGGUAUCUAUCAUCUUGAGGGAUCCGUAGGCGACUUUUUGGACGACGCUUUUCCGCCCAGUUUCCAUAUCGUCACUUCAGAACCCAACUUGGAGCCUCUCAAACAAGCCAUUGUAACCAAAGAUCAAGUCAUCAUUGAACGAUUACCCGAGGAAUGGGCCAAGGGAUCAUUGCAUCGUGGCACUCGCGACAUGUGUACAGAAGCAGCAGUCCUUCCAAGUAGCUUCACCAAGCACCAAGAUGCAGAAGCCUUGCUUUUGAUUGGUUUGCCAACCCGGACUCUCCUCGAUGAGCCUCAUCAGCAACACAUCGGGCAGCUUCAAAGUGAGUUUGCUCAUGCCGUAAAUUCCCUGGUGGCGACUAUGGAGGCAACGUUUCGGAGAAAAGAGAAUGCCAGGCAAAAUCAAUUAGAAAAGGAUUUGCUUGCCAAGGAACUUGCACUUCGCCAAAAGGAGGCAGAAAUGGCAACUACCUUGGCCGACAAGGUUCUGACUGUGAUUGACGAGGUCGACAUAGGAUUUUUUGAGUAUAAGAGUACGGGAGAGUUGGCGCGAGCCAAUGAAUGUUACUAUCGACUGAGUGGCUACCCCCGAGACUGUCCAAGUCACGUACAACAUAAGUUCCUUGACCUCAUCUAUCCAGCGGAUGUGGAUACGGUUUUGAAGGCUUGGCACUCCAUGAUAAAUGGCGAGUGGCAAAAGUUCGAGUUGAGAUAUCGAAAUGGCACUGAACAAGGUCAAUGGGUGCUUGUGGCUUGUCAACCGAUCAAGGACAAGGAUGGAAACGUCACCACGAUCAUUGGGGCAGUCACUGACAUUUCGGAUCAAAAGAAGAGCGAGAAGAUUGCUCUUGAUCGCGCCGAAGCACUAGAAAAAGCCAGAGUCAGCGAAGAGAGGUUCAAGCGAUGCAUGGAGGUUGCUCCUUUUGGAUGCAUGGUUGUGGACACCACCAAAGGAGUACAGUAUGCCAAUGAAGCAUGGUGGGAGGUAUCGCAAUACGCACGUGUGCCGCUUGAUCAGAUUGAUUGGACAUCUGUGCUGCAUGAAGAUGAUCUAGAAGUUGCAAAACAAGGCUGGGAGGCAAUGCUACGUGGAGAGCAGGUGGUUUACAAUCUACGACUAAAAAGACUUUGGUACGAUGCGGACGGUGAACCUCGAGGACCUGCAGAAAUAAUGGUGACUUCACUACCCGAAUGUGAUGACACUGGCAAGGUAAUCAGGGUCAUCUCUUUCACCAUUGAUCAGUCGCAUAUACGCCACCAAGCGAGGAUGCAACGAGCACGCAUUGAGGAGGCAACUGAGGCGAGAAAGAAUCAGGAGAUGUUUUAUGACACAGUCUGUCACGAGAUUCGAAACCCUUUAUCAGCUGUCAUUCAUUGUACAGAUUCCAUCAAUGACAAUCUCAUUGAGAUGCGUAAGCUGGUUGAAGACCUCGCUACUUGCAGGAUGACAGGCUUGGAUGACAAGAUUAGUUGUCUCCUUAACCAUAUAUCAAGCAGCAAUGAGUCCGUCGAAACCAUUUCACACUGUUCCGAGCAUCAACGACGCCUGAUCUCCGAUAUCCUUUCGCUCUCAAAGCUCGAUUCUCAGCUACUGCAGAUUAAUCCUUCGCCGACCUUCGCCAUGAGUCUCCUUGAAAGUAUACGCAAAAUGUUUGAGACUGAGGCUGAAAGAGUCGGUGUCACGUUGGAAGUUGUUGCUGAUUCUUCGGUCUGCGAAAACAACGUGGAACAAGUCAACCUGGACUCUGGGAGAAUUCUUCAAGUUUUGAUUAAUUUGGUCUCUAACGCGAUCAAAUUCACCAAGAACGAGUCUGGCUCUCGUCGAAUCAAGGUUACCAUGGGUGCUUCUAGUGUUAGACCAUUGGAUCUACCGGUUGACUCGUUUCACAAUCAAGAAUCUAUAUAUGACACGGUGUAUGAGGGUCAGGACGAAUUUUAUCUGUGGUUCACCGUCACCGAUUCUGGAAGGGGAUUGUCUGCUGAGGAGAAGGCUCGCAUUUUUACCAGGUUUGCUCAGGGUUCUCGCAAGACCUUUAGCGAAUACGGAGGCUCUGGCUUAGGUUUGUUCAUCUCAAGACAGCUUGUCGAACUGAUGAAUGGACAAAUUGGUGUUUCAGCAGAACUUGGGCAAGGAAGCACAUUUGCAUUCUUUGUCAAUGCACCGCACGUGCAGCAGAUUGUGAAGGUGGACUCGACUUCGAGCCAUCAAUCCAAGGCCGAUUCUGGCAUACUUGUCGAGUCGACUGCAACCUUGAAACUAUGCACAAAGACGACACUACUUGUCGUGGAAGACAACAUUCUCAAUCAAAGAGUGCUCAAGAAGCAACUAAUCAAACAUGGUUAUGAAGUACAUGUUGCCAGCAAUGGUCAAGAAGCACUCGACUUUGUUACCAACCCGACUCGAGAGAAGAUAGACUGCAUCUUGAUGGAUGUAGUCAUGCCCGUCAUGGACGGUCUGACUGCAGCAAAACGCAUCCGAGAAUGGGAAAGACAAUGCAGCUUCACCAGCAGCAACAGCGAUGGUAGCAUCAAGCUACCUAUAAUUGCCAUCAGCGCAAAUGCGAGACCGGAACAGACGAAUGAUGCCAUUAUUGCUGGAAUGGAUGACACCAUAGCCAAGCCGUUCAGGAUCGUGGACCUAGUGCCUCGGAUUGACCAUUUGCUGGACAGAAGGGCCUCUCCGGGCAGGACUUGA
This is a messenger RNA of Aureobasidium melanogenum CBS 110374, 3381 nucleotides long. RefSeq lists its product as uncharacterized. NCBI's taxonomy places the organism in Eukaryota, Fungi, Ascomycota, Dothideomycetes, Dothideales, Saccotheciaceae. The record is from RefSeq and is a predicted model, not a curated record. Gene Ontology annotation, molecular function: protein binding; phosphorelay sensor kinase activity. Bases 1 to 3381 code for a protein of 1126 amino acids. The transcript is spliced from 7 exons. Gene Ontology annotation, biological process: phosphorylation; phosphorelay signal transduction system.